This is a messenger RNA of Myodes glareolus (Bank vole), 9300 nucleotides long. Lineage: Eukaryota; Metazoa; Chordata; Mammalia; Rodentia; Cricetidae. The record is from RefSeq and is a predicted model, not a curated record.
GUUGUAGGUGGAAACGAGGCUGGACUGAGUUGCAGCCAUUUGCUCACGGCCUCCCCAGGGGUGGGAGGCAGCGGGAAUCCGAGGAAAUAAGGAAUCAAAGGGACUCCAAAGAGGCCCAUCUACACUGACAGAAGAACUAGCAGCUUGAGAGUAAAUCCUACCCCUGUUAAUCCUGUUUGAUGUUUCUUGGAAUGAUGCAAGUCAUUGAGACUCUUGGGCCUCCCUGUAAUUUAAUUCUCCCACCAUUCCGGAGUGGUGUGUGUGUGCUGGCCUCAGGAAACGAGCAGCUAUUUCCAUUCCUCCGGCCCUUGCUGUUUUCCAGCCAACUAGUGUGCCUUUGGAUUUGUUUCUGUUGCCCAGGUCAAGGCCUGCUUUGUUUUCCCUUCUAACACUAUUUAUAAUUUCCCAAUUGCUAUUUUAAGUUCUUUUGAGGGAAGAUCCCACCUCCAAGAACCUUUCUGGGUGCGUUUCCUCCUAGGCAGGUGUUGAAUUGAGUUCUUCAGGUCCCCAAGUAGCUCUUGGGCAGGAGGGAUAAAAGCUAUUUUAGGGUAGUCACUGAAGUGGAGCUGUUAAUCCUCUGUGGGUCUCUUUGGUUAAGAACACUCAGAGAUUAACCCUUUCCUUGCUGCAGAAACUGCUGGCUCAACAUUAUUUGAUGGGGAGAGUUGGGAAAACUGGACUGUGGCAGCCGAAGGUGGGAACACAAAAUUCAGUACAAAGACCAAGAUAAUAGCUUUCUUUUGCUGGGCACUUUGAGCAGGCCAAACCCAAUGCUGAGCUUUUUGCAUACCUGACUAAAAUAAUCCUUACAACCAGACUGUGAGGUAAGUAUUUUUAGCUUUACUGAUGAGGAAACAGGCUAAUAAUGGAGAAAGAACGCAGUUUCUAUAGAGAUGAUGUAACACCAUAAAAACUAUAGUUUCAUCAGAGGGCAGCCUACAUCACAGCACUACAGAAGACAGACCGGAGCUUCUAAAGGCCACAGAGAGCAUUGAGCAAGCAUUCUUACUUUGGGUAUGGAACUUUAAUAAUAGAAGAGGGCGUAAUAAAGUAAUCAUCCAGGCAAGAAGAAAACUGACCCAGGGAUGUGCUGGAGGGAGGUAAAGGGCUGGUGGUGAGGGUUAACAGUGAGGGAAAAGAGGAAGGCUGAGUUCUAAGAUGUUGGGAAGGGAAGGAAACUGACUUUGAGGCAUGAGAAGUAACACCAAGAGGGAGAGAGAGAAGUUCCACUUGGCCUGCUGAAGAGUGGCAGCAGUGAUAUUGCCCUUGUGGGCUUCAUUUGUUCACAAUUCAUGUUACUCUCAAUAGUGCCAUUUCUUCACUCCAUCCUCCAGAAAAUGUACAGGUUGAGAAUGAAUCUCUUUCAGAAGUUGAGGAGAGUAAGGUUCAGAGAAAUGAAGUAACCUGCCUGUGGUUUCACAGCCAGUGAGUGGUGGCUCUUCUGAUAGCAAGUCCAAGGUUCUUUCUGUACUGCCUCCCCCUUCAGAUCAGAUGCCAGAAGAAUCUUGGGCUGAAAAUACACUGACUUAUACCAGUCCCUGGGAGGGAUUGUGUUUGUUUUAUGGAAACAGGUUCUGUCAGCUUCUCCAUAGCUAUGGUUAGAGUGAGACCAGAAGAGCAGCUUUGGAGAGAAGCAACAUUCUUUCACAGUUUUGACAGGAAGUCUGAAGAACUAGGUCUGAUUCAUGAAUCAAACUCAGGAUUUUUUUUUAAUCAGAGGAGUAUGCAGACAAAGAACACAGAGAAAGUCAGACUAGAUCCCCAAAAGGUUCCUAGUAUCAGCAACUGUGGCUGCCCAGCAGCCUGGUGGCCACUGAUUAUAGGUAAGGAUCUUGCUGUUUUCUCAGAGGCCUAGGGAAGUAGGAUCAAGGCGGUGACUCUUUUCUUCUAAAGCCAUAGCCUCAUUAAUGCUGAAGUUGAGCACGUGGUUCCCACCUUCCUCCUCUGGUUCUGUCUGCAUCCUCAUGAGCUCUUAGCCACUAACAGCCUGUUUCCUAGAAGCCCAUUACUCACUCUUUCAGUGCCAGCAUGCUAAACUGCUGUGUCUUGUUUGUGCAUGUUCACCAGAACAGAUGAGGUGGACGUGUGGGAGGUGGGGAUGUACCAUUCUCUCUCUGAGUUUGUGCGGAAUUUCCAGAGAUAGGCUCCCUUUUCUCAUCAGCUAGAGCGAUGUGACUUGCUUUCCUCUAGCUGCUAUUCCCAACUUCCACGGCUGAGAUGCAUGAUUUAGAUAUGAAGCGGGAGCGGAAUUUGACUUUGAAGGUAUGGGGCAUUCUCUCUAAACUAGACAUGCAUACUUGGAGCUCAUUCUCUCCAGUUCCAAGGUACAUAGUCAUCGCUGGUAUAAACACGCAGUUCCACCCUUGAGCAGGAGGGGAGGAAGUUUGAACAAUGAAAGCCAGCCAUCAGUGCCUUUGAGAUGUAUAGAGAAUAGGCAGAUAUUCCAGGAUAACUCAAGUGAGUAUUUUUCAGUAAUUUCUUGCUCUUCCCCGUACAUGAUUAGUACAAAAUACUGCCACUUUUGUGCAGAUGAUUUUAGGCAAAUCCCCACUUGUGAGGGGAAAUGCCUGUCAUAUUACAUUACAGUGUUUUUUCAACAAAAGGAAUGAUUCCUGAACAGGAUGUAGUUCAUGGUGUGAUGAGCGAAGCUCUCUGGGGCAUGAACCCGCUGAUACGAUCAUCUCGUUCAUGGCCAGUCUGUUGGAUGAAUGGUCACUGUAAGCAGCAGGUGCUGAUUAGCUGAGCAAGCAUUCCAUGGUCCACAGCUAGUUUGUGCAGUCGACGCUCUCCCCAGAUUCUUAUAGCCAAUUCCCAGAUACACCAUCAUUGCUCUCUUUACGUGGAAAAUCCUCAUGACUAAAUUUUGGGAUAGUUUCUGAUUUGGUGUCAGGAAGGGGUUGUGUUAUUGUUACUCUGUCUUCCUCUCCUUACUACACCACUGUCACCAACAAGGGGAAGGGUCAGAUUUCAAGUUUUGGCUUCUUUCUCUGGAGGGUGGUAAACUCAGUUUUAAACUAGAAUUUCUGGGCAUAAAUUAAGCCCCUGAGAAUCAACUUGAGUUCAGAGAGUAAUGUACUCAUUUAAAAGAAAGUUGAAAUUCCUUCUCUAGAUGUUAGGUAUAUGGAAAUGAAAGGAAUACAGAAGGAUCCCUCCGAGAUUAGUCGGUGGUGAGGACUUACUUACAUUCCAAGAAUGUUAUCUGUCUUAGUAGAGGAUUGCAUGUGUACCCUUUGAGUCUCUAGAGUGAACCAUACAGCACUUUGGGUUUUUGUGGUUUAAAAGAAAACAAAAAAACCAUGGGGCUUUGGUAAAGAUGGACCUGGACAACAAAAGAUCCAGAAAGGCAGUAGAGGUCAGGGUAAGACUGGCACUAGAUUAGGGAAGGUUCUUGGAGUCAACUUCUAGGUUCUCAAGAAGGAACCUCCUGAUGCUAAGAAAUGCAUGUGGCACAGGGGCUGGUUUGGGUCUGAAUUUCCAAUGAAAGGGUUCUCAUUCUCUGUUGCCUUUUGGAUAUUUUAUUAUUCCUUAGCACCUCUGGUGAGGGGAAUAAUAGAGGAUGGAGUGAAGUAGGGUGAGGAGGAGGAAAGCUAUCUAAGCUUUAUGGGAAUGAUAUAAAAAUGAAGGGUAAGUUUAAUUCCUUGGAUUACUUUGUCUCUUCUAGCCUAGAGCUAGAAUAACCCCGAUGAGCACUGGCAAGCACCAAGUACCAAUGGAAGCUUUAUACUCAUUGCUGCAUUGACCUCCAAAACAUGAUUUUGGGGGUUGUGUUUGUUUUGUAAAUAAGGAAGCAGGCCAGGGAAGCAAGUGCUUGUUUGAAAGUCACGCCACUAUUGAGUGGGAGGAGGUGGCUGGUGUUCGUUUGGGAGGUGUUUGCUAGAGCCUCUGUGCCCUGGGUAUGGGUCUUCCUAACACCAGGUGCUAUGUUUCAGGUGAAGAGACUGUUUUCUGAAGGCUGCGUUGGAGACUGUGACCGAGCAGACUGAGCAGAACCGAUGGGGAGGCCUUCUGAAUAACAUGGCCCUCUGCCAUUAGCCUUGCCAUGACCACAUUUUUCACCAGCGUCCCUCCCUGGAUUCAAGAUGCAAAGCAGGAGGAGGAAGUGGGCUGGAAACUAGUUCCCAGGCCUCGGGGCCGGGAGGCAGAGAGUCAAGUGAAGUGCCAAUGUGAAAUCUCGGGGACACCUUUCUCAAAUGGGGAGAAGCUAAGGCCUCACAGCCUUCCCCAUCCGGAGCAGAGACCGUAUAGCUGCCCUCAGCUGCACUGUGGCAAGGCUUUUGCCUCCAAGUACAAGCUGUAUAGGCACAUGGCCACACACUCAGCCCAGAAACCCCACCAGUGCAUGUACUGUGACAAGAUGUUUCACCGAAAGGACCAUCUGCGGAACCACUUGCAGACCCACGACCCCAACAAGGAGGCCCUCCACUGUUCUGAGUGCGGUAAGAAUUACAAUACAAAGCUGGGUUACCGUCGCCACCUGGCCAUGCAUGCUGCCAGCAGUGGUGAUCUCAGCUGCAAGGUGUGCCUGCAGACCUUUGAGAGUACCCAGGCCCUAUUGGAGCACCUGAAGGCUCACUCACGCCGGGUCGCAGGAGGUGCCAAGGAGAAAAAGCACCCCUGCGACCACUGUGACCGGCGGUUCUAUACUCGGAAGGAUGUUCGACGGCACUUAGUGGUCCACACUGGUCGUAAAGACUUUCUGUGCCAGUACUGUGCCCAGAGGUUUGGCCGCAAGGAUCACCUGACACGCCAUGUCAAGAAGAGCCACUCACAGGAGCUGCUCAAGAUCAAGACAGAGCCAGUGGAUAUGUUAGGCUUACUCAGCUGCAGCUCCACAGUCAGUGUAAAGGAAGAGCUGAGCCCUGUGCUCUGCAUGGCUUCUCGGGACGUGAUGGGGGCCAAGGCCUUUCCUGGCAUGUUGCCCAUGGGUAUGUAUGGUGCCCACAUCCCUACCAUGCCCAGCGCGGGCGUGCCACACUCCCUGGUGCACAACACGCUGCCCAUGGGUAUGAGUUACCCUCUGGAAUCUUCUCCUAUCUCCUCCUCAGCUCAGCUCCCUCCAAAAUACCAGCUUGGAUCUACCUCAUACUUGCCUGACAAACUGCCCAAAGUGGAGGUGGAUAGUUUUCUGGCAGAGCUUCCUGGAAGCCUCUCUCUCUCAUCGGCUGAACCCCAGCCCGCCUCACCUCAGCCAGCGGCAGCUGCAGCCCUUCUAGAUGAAGCCCUGCUCACCAAGAGUCCCGCCAACCUCUCUGAGGCCCUCUGCGCUGCUAAUGUGGACUUCUCUCAUUUACUGGGCUUUCUUCCACUCAACCUACCCCCAUGUAACCCACCAGGGGCCACAGGAGGCUUGGUCAUGGGCUACUCCCAAGCUGAAGCACAGCCUCUGCUCACCACUCUGCAAGCUCAGCCUCAAGAUUCCCCUGGAGCUGGGGGACCCCUGAACUUUGGACCUCUGCACUCCUUGCCUCCUGUCUUCACCUCUGGCCUGAGUACCACCACCCUGCCUCGUUUCCACCAAGCAUUCCAGUAGCCCCCAUGGAGGUCCCCCACUCAGUCUUUUGGGUCUGCAAGGGAGCCUAAGUACCCACCCCGUCCACCUCUCCCAUGAAGGCAGCUGAGCUUUCAGAGCUGGGUUCAAAAAGAAAAUUCCAGUGUCUAUAUGGAGCACUUGGUUUGGGGGUUCAGGCUCCAGGAUCGUUCUAGAGGGAUCCUUGAACCCAGCCCCGUGAACAAUCUAUCAUAGGACUUUCAGGUAUUUUUACUUUUAUUUUUUGAUCUGAACUGGGAGCUAUUUUUAGCCCUCUGUCUCUCCAAAGCAUCAGAACCACCUUCAAUCUGGAGAAGGGGAAGCCUCUUGGAGACAGAGGGUUUUACCUUGUAUGACCUCAAGAGAAAUAGCUUAAGAAGCCCGCCUUCUGGUUCCAACCUGCAGACCCUCCAGCAGUUGGCCGUUGAGUCCCUGCUGUGGAAGGUCUCUUGACUAUUACCUGCUUCCAGCUACCAGGCAGGAAAGGGGCUCUAUUCUCAGCAAUCCCAUCCCUACUCUACCAGCAGCUCCAUUUCAGUCAGUGUUGUCCAGCAACGGUACCGUUUACACAUUCUCCUCAGACACACCAUUUCACCUCCCUCGCCACACUGUUAGCCUUAGAGUAAUUGCAGUGAACACUGUUUACACACCGUGAAUCCAUUCCCACCAGUCCAUUUCAGUUGCCACCAGCCUGAACCACUUGGUACCUGGUGUUAACUGGAACCCUGUUUACAAGGCGGAGUCGGGUCUUGCUGACUUCUCUUCACUUGAGGUCACAUUUUUUUCCCCUGUGGGGAAAUAAACUGACUUUGGAUUGCUUCAGUUUCUGCCAUCUCCAUGACUGCUUCUGUUCCUGCCUUCCAUGGCAGUGUCCACAGGAGACAGGCAAGAAGAUUGGAGCAGCUUUCUCACAGGUCUGCAAUUUGGUUUUUCUCCAAGUACAUCAUGACACCUUCAUCCUCCUGAACUGGAGAGAGGAAGAAAUGAAAGGCAUCCAUAUCCACCAUUUCCCCAGUCUCUAGCCCCACCCUGGACAUCAUGAGCUGUUGUAUUUGUCUUGGAAGGAGGGGUUCUGGGCUCUGGGCUGGUUAGCAGAGAAGAGGGAAUGUGCCCUGUGUUUGUUUCCCUCCUGCUUGUCCUUUCUCUAGGACAGAAUUGAACUGUCAGAGGAGUUUCUAGAAAGUUAGGAUUGGGCAGAUAGUUGAGUCCUAAUCUAUCAAAUCAUUGUUGCCUCUCAUACCAAAAUGUUCUUACCUACAGUGUCCCUUCUCCUUUCCCUGCUUCGCAGUCCCCAUGGACUCUGGGCACUGUGCAUUGUCUUCUCUGCUCUCUGUUGAAGACCUUCCACCUGUCGUGGUCCCUUCAGUUGCCCCGAGUAUCUAGCAGUGUUUCUUGAAAGAAGUUAGUUCUUCUGCUGACUUGGGGCUCUCUGCCACAGACUGCACAACCCUUGCCCAGAAGCAGUCAAAUCCCUACUCCCAUUUCAUCUCGGUUCUGUAUGGGCUUUUCCCAUGCAUGGAAGGGAGGCAGCUCAGGGACCAUCAUUGUGGAACCUUUUGAGACACCUCUCUAAUUCAGAAACACACUUCUACCUCUUUACUGUUAACUCUUACAGAUGUAGCCAGCAGCCUGGGCACUUCUGUUAGUGGUGCCUUUUGCUGGCUCCUCCACUAGGGUUUCAGGACAGACUACCUAGGAACUGCCUCAAUCUCCCACCAGUUCUUCCCUGCCCCUCCCUUCUGUCUAGAUUCACUUCAGUUUAUCAUUGGGAACUGUGCAGGUCCAAGACCUGGACUCCUGCUUCAGCCCAGGCCAGUACUCCUUGUUUAAGGUGAAAACCUUCAGAUUUAACUCCCUGGCCCUUGUUUGGAAGCAAUGUGGAGUGAAUAAGAUGUUUUGAUUUAAGCAAGGUAGCUUGGAAUACCUUUUUUUAAAAAAACUGGAUAUAAAUACGUCUGACAGGAUUGGAAUCAGACUAGGUGAUUUGCUUCUAAAGAUUAGUUUCAGUGAGUCCCAGGGACUAAUUAAGGUUUAUUUUUAAAAGCGUCUACCUUGGUACGCAACCAUCUCCUGCAUGCUAUGCAUGUUGUUGGGACUCGUAUUACAGGAAAUGGCAUGUGAGAAUCCAAGUGGAACUCGCUGCUGCCAUUUUCCUUGUGUUUGGUCUUCACUAGACCCAGGCCCUCUUCUCCCUUUGCCUGCCACCUCCCUAUCGCCCCAUUUUCAGAAGCCAGUAGCCUCCAGCCACACAGUAUAGUGCACUGGGCUGUUUGAGGAGAUCUUUUCUCCUGAGCUUGUCCUCCCGUGGUGCUCAUAGGACAGCAGAGCACUUAUUGUAAACCUUGUAACUGGGGCCUCGUUCCCACCUCCAGUCUUUUCUCUCUGCCUUUCCUCAUCCAUCCUUUCUGUUUUCCAGCUUUUCUCAGUGUCCUUACCUAAGGAAAUUUCCUAUCACUGUGAACUUCACUGGUUAUCUGCCUUCACUCUUUCGGACCACAAACCACCCUGCAGUUUCUUAACUCUUUCCCCAACCUACCACCCAAAAGAGCCUUUUUGGCCAGUUGUUAAAAGGAUAAAAAUAAUUUGCUCUGUACUUGGUGCCCAAACUCAUUUAAGUACCCCUUAUUAGGCCAAGAGAGCCAGAGGGGCAUCUUCCCAGGACAGGAGCCAUGGUGUGUGUGUGUGUGUGUGGCACAGACCAAUCAGGGACCAGAAAAGAAUGAUGUUCCCUUUCCUUGCCACAUACUCUAGCCUGUCAGCAAUGCACUGCACAGGGGACAAGUGCCCCUCAGCCUGCACAGCAGCUUGUCAAAGUUGAGGACUGUCCUGGGUCUAGGGACUAGCAUGCCCAGGUGUCGGCUCAGAGGAUCCUAGCACCAUCUUAAACAGGUGGGAGGCAGGGAAGGGUGCACCAGUGUGUCUCUCCCCGACUUUAUGUGGUGUUUUUGUUAAUGCAAAUCUGGGGAAGCAGGUGUGAUUGCUUUUUUGUUCGUAGAUAUUGUCGUAAGUUGAAAUCUCCCCAAACCUCCCUUAAUAGCCUUUAAGUUUUCCCUUCCCUUUUUGGUAGCUAUUUUCCCUACCCCUUCUCCAUGAUUUAAAAAACAAAAAAAAAAAAAAAAUAAAAAAUAAAAAAAAACAGGUUGUAUUAUACAGGAUCAAUAUUUUGCUUUUUAACAAGGAUAUUUAUGUAAUAAGAAACUUUGCCUUAGGCAGGUGUUGGCCAGAAAAGUCCAGAUUUCUCUGGGACCUCACCCUGGCCUCUCCUGGAGCUCUGAACCUGCUGUGGAAGGAAGUGGCUGUGACUUUCACCACUGGAGAGUGGGGUCUGUGGUGUGAAAGGGUGUUCAUAGUGUAAUUUUGGACUGUGUGGAGUGGUUCCUACCAACUUGCUUCAGGUGUUGCCUGUGUCAUCUGCCAGUUCUCCCAUGCGCAACCUCUGCGUGUCUGGCACUAGAAUUCCUGAACACUACUUCACACCCUUCUCUUACUCCCAGUUGGUUGAAGCUUUGGAGUCACUCUUUCUUAAUGCCAGAUUAUUUAAAGAAAAAAAAUUACAAGACAAAAACCUUCUAGCACUUUGUAAACACAGUGAAUAACCUCUUGGAGUAUUUUUGGCUUUAUAUAAAACAAGGUUUUUAAUUGUAAAAUAUAAGUGCCAUUAGAAAAUGCACAGGGCAUAUCUUUGUUAAAGUAGAUUUUUCAAUGUUUUACAGAAUUAAUUUUCAAAAAAAGUUUUUAUAAUGAAGUUGUUUAUUAAAAACUUCUGAAUGAUG